This is a messenger RNA of Hemiscyllium ocellatum (epaulette shark), 1539 nucleotides long. Its product is annotated as cytochrome P450 7A1-like. The record is from RefSeq and is a predicted model, not a curated record. The coding region runs from base 1 to 1539 and encodes 512 amino acids. The transcript is spliced from 6 exons. NCBI's taxonomy places the organism in Eukaryota, Metazoa, Chordata, Chondrichthyes, Orectolobiformes, Hemiscylliidae. Gene Ontology annotation, molecular function: oxidoreductase activity, acting on paired donors, with incorporation or reduction of molecular oxygen; heme binding; steroid hydroxylase activity. Gene Ontology annotation, biological process: bile acid biosynthetic process; cholesterol homeostasis.
AUGGCAGCGCUGAAUGUGUGGAUCGUGGGCACAUUGGUAGCUCUCUCUCUCGGCUUGUUCUUGCUGCUAAAAAUCAGGAGAAGAAGAGAGGGGGAGCCUCCCAUAGAAAAUGGUUGGAUUCCAUACAUUGGUUGUGCUCUAGAAUUUGGUGCUAAUCCUCUGAAGUUUCUGCAAAUUCGCCAGAAGAAAUAUGGAGAUGCUUUUACAUGUAAAAUAGCUGGGAACUUCAUCACUUUCAUCACUGACCCCUUCUCAUACAGCUCUGUAAUUCGACAUGGAAAAAAUCUGGAUUUUCAGACCAUUGCAUUAAAAAUUUCAAGACGGGUGUUUGGACAUGCAGAUUUUACAGAUGCUAAAUAUGGGAUAAGCUACGACGAGAUUCAUCAAAUCUUCAACAAGACUCUGCAGGGAAUCUCUCUGGGCCCUCUGGCCUCAAGCAUGAUGGAAAACCUCCAGUUUGUGAUGUUACAAGACAAGAAAAUAUCAGAUUCUAGAAACUGGACCACUGAAAGUCUUUAUGAAUUCUCAUACAAGAUAAUGUUUGAAGCUGGGUAUUUAACACUAUUUGGAAAAAAUGAACAAGUGAUGAAACACAAUAAGACUGAAAAGAUAAAGACUCAGCACGCUGCCAUUCAGUCUGUCAUGGAGAACUUUAAGGUGUUUGACAAUGCAUUUCCUCUUUUAGCUGCUGGUAUUCCAAUUUUAUUUUUGAAAGUUGCCAAGCAAUCCAGAAUGGCGCUCGCAGAAGCAUUGCUGCACAAAAACCUAAAACAAAAUGACAAUAGAUCGAGCCUCAUAGAGGAAAGAAUGGCACUUUUUGAUCGUUCCCCUGAACUUGAUGAACUUGGCAAAGGGAAGACUCAUACCACAAUGCUAUGGGCCUCACAGGCAAAUACACUUCCUGCUGCCUUCUGGAGUGUUUAUUAUUUACUAAGGUCUCAAGAAGCACUGAAAGCAGUGAAAAAUGAAAUUGAAAACUUGCUUUGUGUGACAAAUCAGAAGCCUGGUGACAUUAAUAAUCCGAUUAUCUUCACAAGAGAACAAUUAGAUAGCAUGACAGCUAUGGGUAGUCUAAUAAAUGAAAGUCUACGCUUAUCAAGUGCAUCAAUAAUGCUGCGUGUUGCUACUGAGGACUUUUUCCUAACUCUGGAUGGUGGUGCAAAGCUGGCUAUUCGAAAAGGAGACCAAAUUGGUUUAUAUCCUCAACAACUACAUUUUGAUCCAGACAUUUAUGAGGAUCCCUUGGUAUUUAAAUAUGACAGAUUUAUGGAUGAAAAUGGAAGAGAGAAGACCACAUUCUACAAAAAUGGUAGAAAGCUGAAAUAUUACCUCAUGCCUUUUGGUUCUGGAACCAGUAUGUGUCCUGGUCGCUAUUUUGCAAUCAAUGAGAUCAAACAGUUUCUGGCUUUGUUGCUGUGUUAUUAUGACAUGGAGCUGCCUGAUGCCUCAGCACCUAUCCCACAGCUUGACAACUCCAGGGUUGGAUUUGGAAUUCUGCAACCAUCACAUGAUAUUCAGUUUUGUUAUCGUAUGAAAUAA